Molecule: messenger RNA, 2690 nt
Organism: Coffea arabica (coffee)
Lineage: Eukaryota; Viridiplantae; Streptophyta; Magnoliopsida; Gentianales; Rubiaceae
Product: heterogeneous nuclear ribonucleoprotein 1
Biological process (GO): regulation of translation
Molecular function (GO): mRNA binding
Source: RefSeq, a predicted model, not a curated record
UCUAAGAGACGGUCGUCAUUUCCUGUCAUCUGCCUUAGGCUCCUCUAAAUUUUCUUUUCACCAGAGGAUUGCCUAACACUCACACAGAGACACACACUCACACACACAUUUCUCUCUCUCUUCUCUCCAUUAUAAAUAAUUUUUUUUUUAAUAAUUUCUUUCUCACAGCCCCUCAUCUCAGCUAGGAUUUCCAUUGCCCCUUUUUUUAAUUUUUAUUUUACUACUAUUUAAAAGGAGUGGAAUAACCAAGAAAAGGGCAAAGAGGAGAGGGACCUCUGGGGUAGUGAGAGAGAAAGAGAGAGAAGAGGAUGAGCAUAUCCUCUGUUUUUAUUGUGGACAUACAUAUUUAUUCCUCUUCUUAGAUCUUAUUGGUUUCAUCCUCAUCAAUUCCUUCUCAUCUGGGCUAUCCUUCAAAUGAGGUGCUGGAUUGAGUUUUAAUUGAUGCAUGAAGGAUCCGAUGAUCCUGGAUUUUUUCCAACUUUUCCCACGUGCUAUUUGAUCGGUGUCUUUGCUGGGCUCUGCCUGAUUUUCUGGAUAAGAAAGGAUGGAAUCAGAUCUCGGUAAGCUGUUCAUCGGUGGGAUUUCUUGGGAUACGGAUGAGGAUCGCUUAAAAGAAUAUUUCAGAGCGUUUGGUGAAGUGGUAGAGGCAGUGAUCAUGAGAGACCGCAAUACUGGUCGUGCUCGUGGCUUCGGUUUUGUUGUCUUUGCUGAUCCUGCAGUUGCUGAAAGAGUGGUUAUGGAAAAGCACGUGAUUGAUGGUCGUACUGUUGAAGCAAAGAAAGCUGUUCCAAGGGAUGAUAAACACAUAAUAAAUAGAAAUAGUAGUAGCAUUCAAGGAUCACCAGGUCCUGGACGCACCAAAAAGAUUUUUGUAGGAGGCUUAGCAUCUACAGUCAAUGAGAGUGAUUUCAAGAAAUAUUUUGAGCAGUUUGGUAAUAUUACAGAUGUUGUAGUGAUGUAUGACCACAACACCCAAAGGCCACGUGGCUUUGGCUUCAUAACGUAUGAUUCAGAAGAUGCAGUGGACAGGGUGUUACAUAAAACCUUUCAUGAGCUCAAUGGAAAGAUGGUUGAGGUAAAGCGGGCUGUUCCGAAAGAGCUAUCUCCAGGGCCUAGCCGUAGUCCCCUUGUUGGAUACAACUAUGGUUUCAAUAGAGCAAAUAACUUCCUUAACAGCUAUGCACAAGGAUAUAAUCUGAGUUCACUUGGAGGCUAUGGUGUCAGGAUGGAUAGUAGAUUUAAUCCAGUUGCUAGUGGUCGCACUGGCUUCUCUCAAUUUGGUUCUCCUGCUUAUGGAAUGGGUGUGAAUCUGGACCCAGCAUUGAGUCCUGGUUUUGGUGGGGGUUCGAGCUUUAGUAACAAUCUUGGUUAUGGGAGGGUUUUGAACCCCUAUUUUGGUGGCAAUUCAAGCAGGUACAGCACUCCAAUUGGAUACAACACAAGCAGUAGCAGAGGAGAUUCAUUUUUAAGUUCAUCAUCUAGGAACUUAUGGGGAAAUGGUGGUCUGAAUAAUUCUGCAAAUACUGCCAGCACUGGUUCAUACCUGGGCUCUGGAAGUGGUGGCUUUGGAGUCUUUGGAGUCAAUGGAGCAAACUGGGGCUCUUCUGUUUCUGCUCCUGUUGGUGGUAAUUCUUCUAAUUAUGGCACUGGAAAUGCUGGGUUCAGAGGUGGAGAAAACAGUUAUGGCCUAGGAUCUGGAGGAAUUGGAAGAAGCAGUGGGACAGGUGUAGCUACAGCAUCAUCAUUUGCUGGGUCUAGUGAUGUUUAUGAGGGGUCUUAUGAAAAUUUGUACCGCAGUGGGUCAAUGUAUGGUGAUGCUACUUGGCAGUCUGCAUCCUCUGAGGUAGAUGGUACUGGUUCAUUUGGUUAUGGACUUGGAAAUUCAUCAGACGUUACACCUAAGGACUCUGAAGGUUAUGUUGGAGGUUAUACUAUUGCAAAUAGGCAAUCUAAUAGAGGGAUUGCUGCAUAGGAAAUUUUAUUAUUUGAAUGUCUGAGGAUAAUAGUAGAAGAAAGAGACUCAAGUGAAACAGGUGGCCAGUUGAGUUGCAUAUGUGUUUUCCAAAAAUAUUUCAGCUUACAAGGACUUUGAUCAUAUAGAGCUAACGGGGGGGCGGGUCUUAUUCAACGUAUACAUAUUCACAGAGAGAGAGAGAGAGAGAGAGAGAGAGAGCAGUUUCAAGGGAUUUUGUGGUGGUUUGAGAUUUGAUUUUCUAAUAUAAUUUAGGUUCCUUUGUGGGCAUUUGAUUGAGAUGUAAAUGAGUGCGGGAUAUACUCAGGAGGUCCAUUCUAGUUAAUGUGUUGUGCAUCUCUUCUACAAUAUGGUACUGCUGGUACUACUACUAUAUCAAAAGGUAGAGUAUUAUUUUUUUAAUAUUCUUUUUCACCUUUUUGGUAUCUUGUUUUCCUUUCUGCUGUAAUGACUGGCGAAGUUGCUGGCAUCUUCUGUUCUCAUAGUUUCCUUCUUUUCUGGGAACUGUACUUCUCUCAGAUUGUAUGUGAGGUUCUGUCUGAUUUUCUAGCGUGAUUAUUAGUAGGGAUACCGACCUAGGAUCCCCAUCAAUAAGUUACUGAAGAUUUGUGAUUCGUUUUGUUUUUGGAGAUUAAUGUAUUCAACGUGUUUAAAACUUUUGUUUGGACAUUAUUGAAUGGAUGGCUGAGCAUGAAUAGAAUUCCACUUUCUGUCUUCA